Ailuropoda melanoleuca (giant panda) is the source of this 485-nucleotide messenger RNA. Its product is annotated as 60S ribosomal protein L36a-like. Gene Ontology annotation, molecular function: structural constituent of ribosome. Bases 82 to 402 code for a protein of 106 amino acids. The record is from RefSeq and is a predicted model, not a curated record. Gene Ontology annotation, biological process: translation. The transcript has a single exon. Gene Ontology annotation, cellular component: ribosome. Lineage: Eukaryota; Metazoa; Chordata; Mammalia; Carnivora; Ursidae.
AAAGGCGAGAGCUGCGAAGGGCCAGGUGUCGGGCGCUGUUUCUCGUUUUCAUCAUAUAGACAAAACAGCCCUGCUGCAAAGAUGGUCAACGUACCUAAAACCCGAAGAACCUUCUGUAAGAAGUGUGGCAAGCAUCAGCCUCACAAAGUGACACAGUAUAAGAAGGGCAAGGAUUCUUUGUAUGCCCAGGGAAGGAGGCGCUAUGAUCGGAAGCAGAGUGGCUAUGGUGGGCAGACAAAGCCAAUUUUCCGGAAGAAGGCUAAGACCACAAAGAAGAUUGUGCUAAGGCUGGAAUGUGUUGAGCCUAACUGCAGAUCCAAGAGGAUGCUGGCCAUUAAGAGAUGCAAGCAUUUUGAACUGGGAGGAGAUAAGAAGAGAAAGGGCCAAGUGAUCCAGUUCUAAACUUUGGGAUAUUUUUCUUCAAUUUUGAAGAGAAAAUGGUGAAGCCAUAGAAAAGUUACCCGAGGGAAAAUAAAUACAGUGAU